Molecule: messenger RNA, 3003 nt
Organism: Mya arenaria
Lineage: Eukaryota; Metazoa; Mollusca; Bivalvia; Myida; Myidae
Product: mitochondrial genome maintenance exonuclease 1-like
Exons: 5
Coding region: 159-1157 (332 amino acids)
Biological process (GO): mitochondrial DNA replication
Cellular component (GO): mitochondrion
Molecular function (GO): single-stranded DNA exodeoxyribonuclease activity
Source: RefSeq, a predicted model, not a curated record
UUUACAGUGGCGCCUAUCGAAAAUGGCCGAGAUGUUCCGAUCGGCCCAUAUGGAGAUUUCGCGGAAAAAAAUGAAAUAAUAAUGAUAAAAACAGAAACAAUUGUGUUUUGUCAACUGUCAUAAGAGAGAUGCAUUAAAUGUAAGUUAAAAUCAAUACAAUGAGAACUGUUUCACUGACUUGGUGUCUGUUGAGAUACACAUUGCGAAAAAGUGUGCAUACAGAAAGUAUUGUUUGUCUGAGUACAGUUCCUCCUGACUUUAAUAUAAAUGAAAUUGUCAACCUAAAUAAAAAAGUUAAGUCUAAGACUAGGAAAGUGGCAAAAGCUCCACAGCUUACAAAAGCAGCAGCAUCAAAGACUGUUAAAGACCCUAACCAUGAGAGCCCAAAACUAAAAGCUGUUCCUGAGUGUUUCUCGUUUGUGCUGGACAUGCCGUUGUAUAGUGGUAUGGAGGUGGAUCAAAAUCGAGCGUUGGAGUUCAGGGAGGUAAUCGAGGAGCUGAACAUCAAUUAUCUCCCCUCAGUCAGCACUAUCAUCACCCAGACACAACCAAGCGCACAAAAAGCAGCCCUUGACCGAUGGCAAAAGCAGAAAACAAAGGAACUUGGAGGAGAGGAGCAGUUUGAGGCUUACAAACAAGAAAUCUUUGACACUGGUUCAAGCUUGCACAAAGCGAUUGAGCUGCGUUUGCAGGGAGAGACAGAGAUUACUGUUAGUAACAAGAGUGGGGGACACUGGGAAAGUGUACAGAGGGCUCUUGGUGAAGUGUCCGAUGUUAAGGUGAUUGAGACAGCAUGUGUUCACCAAGAUGUCUUCUAUCAAGGGAAAUUUGACUGCGUGGCAAAGCUCAGGGACACGCUGUGCCUUAUUGAGUGGAAGACGUCCAGUAAGCCAAAACCUUUGUUGUCCAGCACGUACGACAACCCCCUACAGGUGGCAGCCUACAUUGGAGCAGUCAACAGGUCCCAACUUGUCAAACAGUGCCAGGUGGAGAAUAUUACGAACGGUGCCCUGGUGAUAGCGUACCCAAGUGGUGAGCCAGCAACUGUACACAUGAUGAGCAAGAAACAGGUUGAGCGAUACUGGGCUCGCUGGAAUGAGCGCCUCUUCCAUUAUUGGUGCCAGCGAUACGCACAGGCACAGGAAAUGGCCAGAUAGACUUGUGUUUUAUUCAGAAGACUUAGGUUUUAUCAUCAAAGAAAUGAAAGCAGAAAGAAUCUGGGUUACACAUAAUUAUCUCCGUAAGUCUUUUGUUUAUAUCUUUACAAAACCAUUAAGGGAUUUAUUCCGCCAUGAGAAAUGUUAACCUAUUGUUAUGGCUAUUGACUGAGUGAAAAUUUCUAGUGGGCUGGAAUAACCUUUUUGCUGUGCAUUGGUGCUUUCAAGGAAAAGAGGACAGCUUACUGUACAUUAUGAGUCUACUUGUACUACCUGUGUUCUAGAGACGCAUUUCAAGUUAUCAAAAGUGUUCGUUCUUUACUGGCUUAAGGCAUAAUAAUUGUUAUACAUAUAUUAAUGGUUGUGAAUUGAUUGAGAAGGUAGUAAUUGUUCAUGAUAAUCAAUUAGGGCAUUUAGGUAUCUCUAAUUUUCUUUAUAUCUCACUUGAGCACAAAUUACUGCUGGUGAGCUUUAGUCAUCGCUUGUAGUCUGUCAUCAACAUCUAGUGUAUUUUUUGGGGCCCAUUCCCCUGAAAAAGUAUAUAUUUUCCCCUACCCAGGUAAAAUAAUCCCCUUUAAAAAAGGCAUUGUCCUCUAAAAAUUUAGCAAAUGCAGCAAUUAACUGCCCUUCAUAAAUAUGAAGAUAGUUUUGUUGAAUGAAAAUUUGAAUAUUAUAUGAAUCAUGUUUAGUAGUAUUUUUGCCAAAAUGGCACUAUUUUUCUCCUGUCAAAGAGCCCCGCCACUAUUCCCUUAAACAUGAAAAAUAAACACUGACAUCACUCUAGAAAGCACAUUUUCUACACUGUUUAAAUGGUUAUCUCUUUGAAAUCUUAUGUGUGUUUCGCAUACUGUUAAAGCGAGCUUUUUGGAAAUAUCUUUGUUGUUCAAUAUUUUUCUAUACAAAUUUAAGGAGACAUUUAUUUAUGGAUCAUGACAGUACUUAGAGGAAUUUUGAUAUUGAUUUUGGAAUUCAGAUUUUUAAACAAGAAGUUUAUUUUGUUACAGCCUUUUUGCAUGCAAAGCCUUAAUAUAUUUUUCAAAAAAUGCAAAUGACAUACUAUAGUCGAAUGAUCAAGCUCAUUUAAGACAUUUAACAAGUCAUUUUUGAAUCAUUUCUGCUUAUUUAUUGGUCAUUGCCAUUUAUUUAGAAAAAAUCUUCUUAACUUUCCAGUGGGCCACAGUUUAGUGGCAACAAUCCCCCGUCUUAGUUGGAAUAUUUGCCUGAUUUAAGUCUAAGUCCAUUACCAAAUUCAGUAUUCAAGAAGUAGGUCACUAGAUAAAUUAUUUCAAGACCCUUAGUUAAAUUGUACACAGACCACAUAUUCUAGCCAGGCUCAUGGAACUCAUAAGAAUGAUUGUUAUGGAUAUAUAGUUCAGUUCUUUGAAAGCUUGUUCUACUAUGGUACUCUUGUGAACCAUAUAGGGCCCUAAUUAAAUUGUUUCACUAUGGAUUUAUGCAAGUAAUGUGUUCAUUUUGUUAAACAGGGCAUUGUCAAACUUAUUUUUGGAAACAUUCGGAAGGUGCUAGUUAUUUUAUUUUUGACAAAAACAGUAUUGUACAGAUGUAAAAAAAAUGUGUUCUCAAUUCGAUUUAGUUUCUAAAGUAUACAAAAAUGGACUAAUGAAUUGUAAAUGCCUUGCGAUAAAGAAAUUGAGUUUAAAAGUUGAAAGUAUAUAGAGCUUGUAGGAAUAUAACUCCAUGCUUUGAAUAUUAGUAUACAGCAUUUACAACAUUGUAUGAUAAAAAAUAAAAGAUAUAUGAUGAAUUAUUUUGUUAUUGAUUUAUUCUUAGUAACAUAAAAGUAAACACCAAUGUGGUAAUAUCCCAUUUUUCACCCAUUGAUUCU